AUGCAUUUGCCUACUUUGCAGUUAAUGGGCAAACUCAAUGUAAAUCAAAACUCAUUUCAUCAAUGUAAUUCUAUAGGUUUAGAAAAAUUUGAAUUCAAAGAUAAAGAUGGCUUCUGCAGAAGUAAUCAAAUAGAAUUAAAAAAUAUUAUAGGAUGCUCUGGAAGUUAGUAUGGAUGCUAGUAAUGCGUAGCAAAAGAAGUUGGAGGGCUUUAAUUUCUUGAGUGCUUGAGAUGCGAAGAAAACUUCUACUUGCUAAAGAAUAGUACAGGGAUUGUAUCAAGCUAGUAUCCUGAGCAUUUUACAUUUUGUGUUCCGGAUUGUCCACUAGCUGGCUAUUAGUAUAUAAAUGAUCCAGUAACAGGAACUUGCUUAUCUUGUGGCGACAAUUGCAAGUCUUGCAACCUCAAUACUGGCUGUGAAAUUUGUGAACCAGAAAGUAAAGGCAUAGGUUGGAUUAAUGCGAUUUCUACCUCAAUGGGAUAUGAGUUCAAGAUCUGCUAGCCCUGUUCAAAUAACGAUUGGUGUAAUUAAUGCUCUAGAAUCAACACUUCUGAUUGUAAUCAAUGUCUCACUCAGUAUUAAGAUAAGAGCACACCAAUGAAUGACUUAGAUUACUCUUGCAGACCCAUUACACCCUUAAGAUUAUUUGACAAUUGUGCUCAAGCUUUAUUGUCUGAUACAUCAAAAUUAAAUGCCAGCAAAAUAAUUGCUGAAAUUGCGAUGCUUUGGAUGACGUUUGUGAGAUAUGUGAAGAUUCAUACUUUCACUUUGAUUCUAAAUGCUUAGAUCGAUUCAAAUAGUACAAUGAAUUACUUUCCUCAAUGCGGAAAUUGUAUUACUACUAACGGUAAAAUUUAUGCUUAAAAUUGCACUGCAUGCCUAAAUGGCUACUUACAUGAUUUAAAUUGUGUUUCAAAAUGUCCCACUGGCUAUUAUGGAAUGGCAUUAUAUGGAAUUCGAGAUUGUACUUCAUCAUGCCAAGAAUGUAUAGAUGGAACACUCGAUGGAUGUACUUAAUGCAAGAUUGGAUUUUAUCUUGAUAAGACUGAAAGAUCAGUAUCAUAUGGAUUUUGCCGAGAGAAAUCAGAAAAAACUGGAAUUGGAAUUUUUAGUAUUUUUGUUGAUGCUCCUACUUCUAAUCUCUUCGAUGCUGAGUCGUAAGAUGGUUCAUACAGCAAUCCGUUUUAUGACAUUAGAGAUGCUCUAACAAGGAGUUAUGAAAUGUGUGCUAUUUACUAUUAAUGCGAGGUUUAAAUAAAAUUGAUGAAGGGCACUCAUUAUUUAUUUAGACAGCAUCAAAGAAGAUACAUGCCUCUAAAGUAUGAUGAUAGAUCCUAGAAUAUAAAUAUGACUAUAACUCCAAUGUACUGUAAUCAAGAUAUUAAAUGUGUAGCAGUUGGAUAAAAAGUAACUAUUAUCAACAAAAUCAGGGAAAGAUUUACUCUCAAAGUUGGUCGAGGACUUUUAUUGCAAAAUAUUAUUAUCAAUAGUCUAGAUUCAGUUAUUCUUCAGAGUAGUGCGAUGUUCCUGAUGGUGGAUAUUUUAUCAAGUUUGAUAUAUCAACAAGUACAUUAUUAUAACAAUCUCCUUACCUUGUGA
This is a messenger RNA of Stylonychia lemnae, 1599 nucleotides long. NCBI's taxonomy places the organism in Eukaryota, Ciliophora, Spirotrichea, Sporadotrichida, Oxytrichidae. The record is from the annotation of a GenBank genome assembly.